Cryptomeria japonica (Japanese cedar) is the source of this 1309-nucleotide messenger RNA. RefSeq names its product caffeic acid 3-O-methyltransferase 1. Lineage: Eukaryota; Viridiplantae; Streptophyta; Pinopsida; Cupressales; Cupressaceae. The record is from RefSeq and is a predicted model, not a curated record. Gene Ontology annotation, biological process: methylation. The transcript has 3 exons. The coding region runs from base 1 to 1065 and encodes 354 amino acids. Gene Ontology annotation, molecular function: S-adenosylmethionine-dependent methyltransferase activity; protein dimerization activity; O-methyltransferase activity.
AUGGCUUCAUCAAAGUCUUCGAUGGAAGCACAUCUCGAACUCUAUGAAAUCAUUCUUUCAGCAGCCAAGCCCAUGGCCCUUCGAGCUGCUGUUUUGCUUAACAUUCCUGACAUUAUUGCCAUCCAUGGUAGUCAGAAUCCCCUCUCUGUGGACCAAAUUGCAUCACAUAUUUCUUCUUCCACCAACAAACCUGCCCAUACCGACUACCUGUUUAGAAUCAUGAGGCUUCUGGCUUCCAUUAGUGUCUUCACAGAAGAGACCACAAUAGAUUAUGGUGGCACUCCCCAAUUCAAAUAUGGCCUCACCAGCAUCUCUAAGUUGCUGGUGAAAAAUGAUGCCCAACAAUCCUGUGCACCCACUGUCUUGGCCAUUAAUCUAAAGUGCAUAGUAGAUGGUUAUCAAUAUCUUCAUGACUCUGUCAUAGAAGGCUGCCAUGCAUUCACCAAAGCCAAUGGCAUGGGCAUAUUUGAAUACAACAGCCAUAAUCCUGAAGCAAACAGGAUUUUCAAUGAGGGCAUGGCUACUAAUACUGGCCCUUUAAUGGCUCAUGUGGUGAAGAUUUAUGAUGGGUUUAAGAGUUUGAAGAGUGUGGUGGAUGUUGCAGGAGGGGUAGGGUCUGCACUAUCUGUAAUAGUUGCAGAAUAUCCCCACAUUCAUGGCAUCAAUUUCGACCUUCCUCAUGUCAUAAGGACUGCUUCUCCCAUACAUGGAGUAGAGCAUGUGGAGGGCAAUAUGUUUGAACAAAUUCCUCCAGCAAAUGCAGUUUUUAUGAAGUGGAUUCUGCAUGAUUGGGACAAUGAACAGUGUUUAAAAAUCUUGAAAAAUUGCUAUGAAGCAAUACCAGAGGACGGGAAAGUAUUAAUUGUGGAUGCAGUUAUUGAUGAAGAAGAAGGGAUGAAGAGGCAAGCAGGAUUAUUGUUUGAUAUGUGUAUGAUGGCUGCUUGUACCGGUGGAAAAGAAAGAACAUGGAAAGAAUUUGAGGACCUGUUUUACAAAGCAGGCUUCAACAGUUACCGUGUCAUUAAAUUACCUUUCCUUCAAUCACUCAUAGAAAUUUCUAAAUAGUAAGUGAGGAGCAGCAACAAAGAACUCUUCCAAAUACCAAUAGAAAAUAUGGAUAUAUGUAUGUCAAUUUUAAACCUUGCCAGACAAGUUUGGAAUUACCUUUCAAAAAUCAGUAUUUUAUUUUUCUAAGCAACUAGUAAUCUUGAAUGAUGUGAUACAAUAUAUUUUGUAAUUUUGCAGCUGAGGAUGAAUAUAUGUGCACUUUAUCUUAAAUCCAGAAUUCUAAUUCUAUUGGAAUCUGAUU